AGUAAAGAAGAAGUAGGGUUGAAGCCGCUGUUUCCUAUUCCGGGUCAACGGUAUCCUUCACAAACUGGCAAAAUGUUGACCCGACUGUCACGGUUCGGGCCCGCUUUGCCCCGAUUACUGUCUCAGCCACCAUCCCGGUUCGUCUCUCAGUCCAAACCGACCGGUAGCGCUGGUUCGGCCGCUGUGACGGAGCUGCACCCCGCAGCGGAGAAUGCUGGACACGGUGAGGUCAGCCAGUAUGUCAAGAAUCCAGACUACCAUGGCUUCUCCAGUGACCCAGUGGUGGAUGAGUGGAACAUGAAGGUCGGCUUCUUCUUCGGCAUCUCAGUGGCCCUCGUUAUCGGAGGAACAUUUAUCCAUUAUUUACCAGAUCAUGGCAUGCGGCAGUGGGCCAGAAGGGAGGCAGAGCGUGUGAUCCAGCAGAGAGAGAAGGAAGGUCUUCCUCUCAUAGGGGAGGACUACUACGACCGAAACAAGAUUGCUUUGCCCACAGGUGGUGGAGAGGAAUAGUUUGUCUAGCAUCAGUUUGCUGUAUUUCAUUGAUUGUUGAAUUUCACUAUGAUAGAAUAAAUGAUGUAAAUAUUA
Messenger RNA from Acanthopagrus latus (yellowfin seabream), 585 nucleotides. It is a transcript of the gene ndufb11, whose product is annotated as NADH:ubiquinone oxidoreductase subunit B11. The record is from RefSeq and is a predicted model, not a curated record. Lineage: Eukaryota; Metazoa; Chordata; Actinopteri; Spariformes; Sparidae. Bases 73 to 510 code for a protein of 145 amino acids. The transcript is spliced from 3 exons.